Penicillium chermesinum is the source of this 1206-nucleotide messenger RNA. Its product is annotated as putative C2H2 zinc finger domain protein. The transcript has a single exon. The coding region runs from base 1 to 1206 and encodes 401 amino acids. The record is from RefSeq and is a predicted model, not a curated record. Lineage: Eukaryota; Fungi; Ascomycota; Eurotiomycetes; Eurotiales; Aspergillaceae.
AUGUGGGUUGACUAUAUCGAGAGAUACUAUUGUGAGAAUAAUGGCAAGAAUAUGGCCGAUAUUCAGUCCGUCCAGUCUGGAGAUACCGGGGGCAAAAGACCAGACAAGCUCGCCUACAAAUACCGAUGCAGGCAUCCUGACUGCAAGCAUCCACUCUUCACUUCUCAGCAUGUCUUCAUUCGACACUUAAAGACGAAGCAUUACCCGAACACCGCGUUCUUUUGUCCUGAAAAUGACUGUCCAAAUAAUCAGAACAACAAAAAGAAAUACCCCAGAGAAGACAAUUGCAGAGAACAUUUCGUCAGCGUUCAUAAGAGAACUGUGGAUGAAUUCAGAGCUCUUAUUACAUCAUGUACAACCGAGUGGGAGUGUCCACACGUCUGUGCUCUCUGUCUUCGCGAGGUCGUUGGAUGGGGCGAUUUCUAUGCAUGCUUUGUCAAGCACUGCAAGCUUUCAGACGACGACCCCGGGUCGCUGCCGGGACUUCUGCCGGGAAAGCCUGAUGACGAUGGCACAGGAAGUGGCUCCAAUGAUGGUCUCGACCACUCGGGGCCAAAGAAGUCUGCAAACUCUAAGCAGCGGAGCAAGAAUCAGGGCAAUAAUUUCAAGUCCCAGAGCCAUGAUCAAAGCUCGUCUCAACAUAGAAGGCCCAAAAAACGCCCAAAGCCAUCUAGCAACGACUCAGAGCCUUCAAAAGCGCCCCAGUUCUUGGGCAGUCCGCCUGGAGAUCCGCCUCCUCUCGUGUGUCCGUCCCAGCCAAGGGCCCCGCAGCCGCAACUGCAACCUAGGGCUCUCCCAUCGCGCUCAGCUCAUUACCACCCAUCACAUUACGGCCCCUUCUCAUCACCCAACGCACGAUAUGGCCAGCGUGGGAGCGUUAUUAUGACUGCCCGGUGCAAUAAAUGCGGACACGCCUUCCUAAACUGUCAUCUUUGUAGCUUCAGAACAGAACCUACCGACGAAUGUCAUGAUUGUGUGGGAACCUUCGUGGACAUGGCAGCCACGGGGCAGUUUCCAACACCGAUGACUCGAUCUAGCUCAACCAAAGGGGGUCCUGAUGGAGCUGUUGGAUACAAUCUAUCAACAUCCAGCCAUGGCUAUCAUAUGCAAUUCAUGGACCCAGCCGGUCAGGCCUGGAUCCCUCAAUCCUCGCCAAGGAGGCAACCUGGACCUCCAAGUGAUAUAGGGAGUGAAAGGGAGAGUUAG